UCCUUGUUUGCACCCCCCGCCGAAGAGACUCUGGCGCUGCGCUUAAAAAGUCCAAAGUUGGACGAGGAUGUCCCGCAACCGAGGGCGGCGCCGCCCGCGGCUCGCCUAAAAUGUGACUAGCAAGGCGGUUGCUUUUCUGCGUUGUCUCCCCUCCGCGAGCGGUCGGAAACACCGCCGCGGGACUGACGAGUCGGCUCGCUAGCGCGCUAGCCGUUAGCCACGUAGCGAGCGGUCGCCACGGGACGCUCGACCGGGCCGGGUGCCUCCGAACGGCGCCCGUCGAGCGAACCGGGAACCGCUAGAGCGUCGAACAUGGAGAACCAGGACAAAGUGCAGAUGCGGAACCAUCCUCGCAGGCAAUUGAAGAAACUGAGCGAGGACAGCCUGACCAAGCAGCCCGAAGAAGUGUUCGACGUGCUGGAGAAGCUGGGUGAAGGGUCUUACGGCAGCGUCUUCAAGGCUCACUACCGGGAGACCGGCGAGAUCGUGGCCAUCAAGCAGGUUCCCGUGGAGUCGGACCUACAGGAGAUCAUUAAAGAGAUUUCCAUCAUGCAGCAGUGCAACAGUCCCCAUGUGGUACGCUACUAUGGCAGCUACUUCAAGAACAGUGACCUGUGGAUCGUCAUGGAAUACUGCGGUGCGGGUUCCGUCUCCGACAUCAUACGCAUACGCAACAAGACGUUGACAGAAGAUGAGAUGGCCAGCAUCCUCCAGUCGACGUUGAAGGGUCUGGAGUAUCUUCACUUCAUGAGGAAAAUCCACCGGGACAUCAAAGCUGGAAACAUUCUGCUCAACGCCGAGGGCCAAGCCAAGCUGGCUGACUUUGGCGUAGCCGGUCAGCUAACGGACACCAUGGCCAAGAGGAACACUGUAAUUGGGACGCCCUUCUGGAUGGCGCCCGAGGUGAUCCAGGAGAUGGGCUACAACUGCGUGGCAGACAUCUGGUCGCUGGGCAUCACUGCUGUGGAGAUGGCCGAGGGCAAGCCGCCCUACGCCGACAUCCACCCCAUGAGGGCCAUAUUCAUGAUCCCCAGCAACCCCCCGCCCAGUUUGCGCAAGCCGGACGCGUGGUCACCGCAAUUCCGCGAUUUUGUCAGCCAGUGUUUGGUAAAGAACCCGGAGAACAGGGCCACCGCCACACAACUGCUGCAGCAUGCUUUUAUCAAGGCGGCCAAGCCCGCCAGCAUCCUCAGAGCACUCAUCAGCGACGCCAUGGACAUCAAAGCCAAACGCCAAGAGGCGGAGCAAGAGGAUGACGAUGACAAUUCUGACGAGGACGAAGUGGACCAGGGCACCAUGGUGAGAGCGGGGUCUGGCGACUCGGCCACCAUGCGAAGCGUGGUUCGGCCAGACUCCCUUGAGGACCAGACGGGAACCGUGCGGUCGCAGCUGGGGACCAUGAUCAUCAACUCGGAGGACGACGAGGAGGAGGAGGAGGAGGCAGGCACCAUGAAAAGAACGGACGAGAGCUCGCCGCCUUCCAAGCCGUCCUUCCUGGAAUAUUUUGAGCAGAAAGAGAAGGAGGAGGCCAGCAGUCAAAAUGGAAGCCAGGCGUCAAAAGUGCUAUCGGAAGCUGAUCUCCGCUUGGUGAGCUCAUGGACAGCGGAGGAUCUGCGCGCCCGGCUAGCUGCUUUGGACCCACAGAUGGAGCAAGAGAUGGAGGAAAUCCGACAGCGCUACAGAGCCAAGAGGAAGCCCAUCCUGGACGCCAUCGAGGCCAAGAAGCGGCGACAGCGCAAUUUGUGAUCUCGUCCAAUGGCAAGAUUUUACACAGGCAGGUGGCAAAGGCACAAAAUAUUGUGAUGUCAUGUUUUGUAGCUACAAAUGAAUAUUUUUUGGAAAUACAUAUUACAUACAAUGUUUUUUUUGGGGGGGGGGGCACCAGUAUUUAAUAUAUGAAUUUUGUCAUGAACUUAUUCUAUUUUGUGCUCAGAAAAUACUCUUUCAUCCCCCAUGAUCUUAUGUUUUGUAGCCACGAAUUAAUGUUUUCGUGGCAAAACAUAAUAUGGUACUUUGUGGCCAUUGAAUUUCUUUGUGGCUCCAAAUGAGUGUUUUAUCAUAAGAAAACAGGAUUUUCUGCUUACAUAUUUUAUUAUUUGCCCCCGAUGUGCUUGUUAGCCACAAAAUCACUUUUUUUUUCGUGCAGUAUACCUCACUUUUCGGCAGCAGCUUACUAUUUGUAGUAAGCAUAUCAGAUUUUGUGGCCAUCGUCUAGUCAUUCUGGGUCCCAGGUUUGUAUUUUUGUGAGUUAUUUUUGUCUGGAAAUGUGGAUUUGCGCACUAUUUUGGAAGCGUUUCAGCUUUUUUUUUUUUUUUUUUUUUUUUUGGGGGGAGCCGCCGUCUUGGAAGUUGAACGACUACCGCAUUUGUCGCUUUUUGGUUGCUUUGAUGCAUGUGUGACGUUUGGACUUCAGGAAGCUUCUCAGGGUCAAAAUGCUGGUUAAGUCUUUGCCUGCCAUUGAUAAGGAUAGACGUUUAUUUUAGAUGGGAGAAUGAAUUUUUUUUUUUUUUUAAUCAUUUUUAUUUCCCUCUCUUAAAAGAAAAAAUGUCUUUUGCUUUUAGUUUUUGUCUUUAUUUACUUUUUAUUUUUGGUUCUAGUAAAAAAAAAUUUAAAACAAAAAAAAAAAAAAGAAAACCAGCAACAUGGUCUUAAUUGUUUACACAUUGAUUUUUUUAAAUGAGAGAACUAAACAUUUUUUCCCGAUUUUUGUUUCCCUAUUUUAAAAAAUAGGUCGGAAAUGUUAUAUAAAUAGUUUUCAUUUUUUUAAUGUAGUUUUAAUAAAACCCUUUUUUUUUUCAUUUUUGGAUGCAAUUAAAAAAACGUUUUUUUUUUUUUAUUUAAAAAAAAAAAAAGAAUUCAUGAAAGGGGGAAAAAUACUGAUGAAUUGCGGACAAUGAAUCUUUGCCCUUAAUUUUAUUUACAUAAAAAACAUGAAGUUGAUGGCCCACUAAUUACAAUCCUGGCCUAAAUAACAAUAUUUUCUUGUUCGUUUUUUUUUUUUUUUUUUUUUUAAUCAUUUUUAUUUCCCCCCUCUGAAAAGAACUUUUUUUUUUUUUUUUUUUAAAUUAUUUUUAUUUCCCCCCUCUUAAAAGGAAAAAAUAUAUUUUGCUUUUAGUUUUUGUCUUUAUUUACUUUUUAUUUUUGGCUUUAGUUUUAAAAAAACUGGAAAAACAGCAACAUGGUCUUAAUUUUUUACACAUUGACACAUUGAUUUUUUUUAAUGAGAGAACUAAAUAUUUUUUUCGCUUUUUGUUUCCCUAUUUUAAAAAAAUAGGUCAGACAUGUUAUAUAAAUAGUUUUCAUUUUUUAAUGUAGUUUUAAUAAAACCCUUUUUUUCAUUUUUGGAUGCAUUUAAAAAAAAGUUUUUUUUUUUUUUUUUUUUUUUAAUUAAAAAAGAUUUUAUUAAAGGGGGAAAAAUAGUGAUGAGUUGCGGACAAUGAAUCUUUGCCCUCAAUUUUAUUUACAUAAAAAACAUGAAAUUGAUGGCCCACUAAUUACAACCCUGGCCUAAAUAACUAUAUUUUCUUGUUCGUUGUUUUUUUUUUUUUUUUUUUUGGGACAUCAAGUGCCAUCAAUGGCAGCCACUGAGUUAACUGUUGCUGCCUUUUUGAAAAAGGGAACAUUAGUCGAAAACACUGGAUGUUAAAGGGAUGAAUUAUUAUUUUGUUUUGCACGAGCUUUUGUCUUACUGCUGCAAAAGAAGGCAACAAUUGCCUUUUUAGGUCCUUUUUUGUUUUCCGCCUGAAAAGCAACUUGAACUUUUUGUCUGACGAGCAGAUUGACUUUAUAGAGCUUGCAAGUUGCGCUGUUGAUGUUUUUGCGCCAUUCAAGAAAAUAAAGAUGAGAAAACCAGG
This is a messenger RNA of Corythoichthys intestinalis (scribbled pipefish), 3854 nucleotides long. Its product is annotated as serine/threonine-protein kinase 4-like. Gene Ontology annotation, cellular component: cytoplasm. The coding region runs from base 313 to 1746 and encodes 477 amino acids. The record is from RefSeq and is a predicted model, not a curated record. Gene Ontology annotation, biological process: protein tetramerization; intracellular signal transduction; regulation of MAPK cascade. The transcript has 11 exons. Lineage: Eukaryota; Metazoa; Chordata; Actinopteri; Syngnathiformes; Syngnathidae. Gene Ontology annotation, molecular function: protein serine/threonine kinase activity; ATP binding.